Messenger RNA from Lathyrus sativus (Indian pea), 1338 nucleotides. NCBI's taxonomy places the organism in Eukaryota, Viridiplantae, Streptophyta, Magnoliopsida, Fabales, Fabaceae. The record is from the annotation of a GenBank genome assembly.
AUGGACUCCAUUCCCAUUGAUGCGUUUGGUAGACGUACGCAUAAGCUUUCUAAGAGGCAAAAAUCCAACGAGGGUCGAGACUUGACAAGCAACCUACCUGACCACGUUAUUGGCCACAUUCUUUCUUUUCUUCCGACUAAGGAAGCAAUUCAUACCAGUAUUUUGUCAAAGAGGUGGAUAUAUCUCGGGACAUUUAUCACCGGACUAAAUUUUGAUGACAGAGACUUUUAUUAUUCUUCCCACACAAUAAGGAAAAAAAAGUUUGUAGACUUUGUAGAUAGGGCACUACUUUAUUGGAAUAAUGGAGGCUUCCAAAGUGUUUCUCUUGCAUUGUUAGAGACAUACGAUUCUUCUUGUAUUAAGAAGUGGAUAUCUGUGGUUUUAAAUUUGAGAAUCAAAAAGCUUUGUGUCAAUCUGCAGAAUGAAUUCAUAGCUUCCUCUGAUGCCUUUUAUAAAUGCAAGUUCUUAGAGGAAUUGGUGCUGAAUAGGUUUGCCAUCACAGUUUCUUCCUUUGUUUGUCUGUCAUCCCUGACGAUCUUGAAGUUGUCUAGAACUAAAAUUACCUGUGAUUCCUCUAAUGAGUCCGAAACGUUGGCACUUAAUUUCCCAGCUCUCAGAAAGUAUGAGACAUUAGAUUGCACUUGGUCAGGUGUGAAGAGUGUCACUUUACAAGUCCCUCUACUUGAAGUGGUUUCAAUAAAGUAUACUUCUGUCUCUCGUGAUUCACAUGUUGAAAUUAAGUUUUAUGCUUCACAGCUUACAAAAUUUUGUUAUUCUGGUUUUGUAUCGGAUACCAUUUUGUUAGACACAGACAGUUUAGCAUCUGCUGAUAUUAGUCUAUAUAAUAAUGAGAAGAGUGUGCAAGAAAUUGAGAUGUUUGUUUGUAAACUUCUCAGUAUUAAUCCAGAAAGUCUAAAGCUGUGUGUUUGCAUUAAGCAGUUCGUCCUUGCAGGACCGAAACAUCAUUUUACAGAUAUUCCUCCAUUUGGAAUGUUGAGUUAUCUAGAACUAAACUUUGUUGCCUGCGAAUAUUUGUUAAGCAUACUCCUAAAGACACCCUGUCUGAAGACUCUAGUUUUAAAGGUGAUAUAUUUUGAUGGAAUGCUGAUGGAUUUUGCAACUGUGCCUCAUUGUUUGCUACAUACUCUUAAAGUGCUGAAGUUUAAAAAAUCUGUUGGUCAUGUGCGUGGGUUAAGUAUUGCCAAAUAUAUUUUAGAAAAUGGUCAGGUAUUGGAGAGGAUUAAUUUUUGCCUCUGUUCCAAGGAAGCUCAAGAGACGGUACUUUCAUUUAAGAAAAGUUCUAGUUCAGUGAUUUUAGAAUUUUCGUCUGAGCUGUAA